AUGGUUGGGACAAAAGCGUUAUCUUGUCUCCUCGGAUAUUUCAUUUUAUCUGCAGAAUGCUAUCAGAGCAAGGAGCAAAAGCCGCUGGUAACGGUGACUGAGGGCAAACUGAGAGGAACCGUAGAAAAAAUCUACGAUGGAUCCUCUUACUUCAGUUUUAAAGGAGUUCCAUACGCCGAGGCUCCAGUUGGAGCACACAGGUUUCAGUCUCAACCAUUACCGCCACGAAACUGGCCUGGAGUUCGCGAUGCUUCGAAACAUGGCCCAAUAUGUACUCAGUACGACUUUACUAUCUCACAAUAUAUAGAAGGCAGUGAGCAGUGUCUUUUCGUUAAUGUGUAUACCAAGUCUUUAAAACCACACGCCCAAAUACCGGUGAUGGUAUUCAUUCACGGGGGGAUCCUACAUGUCCGGAUCUGGAAAUUCUGA
This is a messenger RNA of Pieris macdunnoughi, 429 nucleotides long. The record is from the annotation of a GenBank genome assembly. NCBI's taxonomy places the organism in Eukaryota, Metazoa, Arthropoda, Insecta, Lepidoptera, Pieridae.